AUGCCUUCGCCUGCUGAUGUUGUGGCCAAGACAGUGGCCACAGACUGCAGUCUUUCCGGGAAAGAGCCAGAAGGCCAGACCACCCCACCCACCUUGACCAGCCCGUGUUCAGGUCCUGGGCCGCUGAAAUUGGAGGAGGUUUCAAUGGAAGGCCAAAACUCGACGUCGGCACCAACCCCUUCUUCUGUUGGCGGCCUUCAACAAAGUCAACAACGUCGACGCAAAACUUUUCGGUUAGCCCUUAUGAAGCGGCAUCGAAACCGCAAGACAACGCCACCACCACCUCUUCUUUCACCGAAUACACCACCUCGAGAUGGGGCUCAGACCGACAGCCUGUUCGCUGAAGAUUGUGCAGCCCUGUCGUCACCUCAGCGGUCUUCGGGUAUCCCAAAGUUGACUCUGGCCAAAUGUGAAAAUGGCCAGUUUAGUGUAGUACCGAGUACACGUGACGAACCAGACGAUUCCCUCGAGGCUGCAUUGGCGCUGCCUUCGACCCGGAAAGAAGAGAAGCAUUCCACCUCUCCAAUACCACCACCAUCGUCACCACCGCCACCCCAGUCCGCAUCCUCGUUGCCACCGGCGAGUCCUCCAAUUCCGUCUCCGACUUCCCAGAAUAACGGGACAGUCAAUGUAGUCCCUGCUGAGACCUCGUCCCGAGAUAGCAGAAUCGAUUCUCUGGCUGGUCCAGCCACUGCUGAACGAGGACCCGUGCUCAUGGACGGCCCCUCUGGGUAG
Dibothriocephalus latus is the source of this 735-nucleotide messenger RNA. The record is from the annotation of a GenBank genome assembly. NCBI's taxonomy places the organism in Eukaryota, Metazoa, Platyhelminthes, Cestoda, Diphyllobothriidea, Diphyllobothriidae.